AUGGCAUUCCAACCAUACACACCCAAGCCAGUCACCGACAUCUUCACACACGACACCGACAUCAACCGACGAGAAUGCCGCCGUGUGGUACCCAUGAGAGUGCUCGCCCUGGGUCUUGGGCGGACAGGUACUGCUUCACUUAGGACGGCAUUAAAGGAUCUUGGCUUCAGCGACUGCUACCAUAUGAUGUCUGCAUCCGUCGAGAACCCGCCCGACUGCCUUAUGUGGUCCGACGCGCUGGCUUCAAAGUACGACGGCAAGGGAAAGUUCGGACGUGAUCAGUGGGAUCAAUUGACGGGUCACUGCCAGGCAAUUUGCGACUGGCCCGCAGUUGCCUUUGCGAAGGAGCUCAUUGAGGCGUAUCCAGAAGCCAAGGUCAUCAUCACGACUCGCGAUGUCGACAGCUGGCACGCAAGCACAAUGAAGACUGUCCACUGGCGAGCCACCGAGCCUGAACUCAAGCUAGUGUCCAAGUUUGACUGGGGAGCUGGCCUCUACCAGCCAAUGCUGUCAAAGUUCUGGACUGAAUUUUGGGAGGGCGACUUCGAGAAGAAUGGCAAGCGCCGAUUCAACGAGUACUACGAUGAAGUUCGGUCCCUGGUUCCCAAGGAGAACCUGCUCGAGUACAAGAUGGGUGAGGGCUGGAAGCCACUUUGCGACUUCCUCGAGGUGCCCGUGCCAGAAGGCAAGAAGUUUCCUCGCACCAACGACACGGACGGUUUCGUUGACCGCUGCCGCAAGAGGAACCGCAUGCAGAUGAUGAAUGUGCUCUUCCGCGCGACUGUGGUUGGCGGCUCCUUUGCAGCAAUCAUAUUCGGUGCCAGCAUGACCAUUCGCAGAUUUUUCGGCAGCCGCGGCUCCCUGCUGUCAUGA
Molecule: messenger RNA, 873 nt
Organism: Fulvia fulva
Lineage: Eukaryota; Fungi; Ascomycota; Dothideomycetes; Mycosphaerellales; Mycosphaerellaceae
Exons: 2
Coding region: 1-873 (290 amino acids)
Source: RefSeq, a predicted model, not a curated record